AUGUCUUCUGGUAAUAAAGUCAAUCAUUGGAUAGAUACAUUACAGUCAGCCUGGUCUGGUGUAUUAGUUCUUCAUGGUGAUCUAAAUGAAGCAAUUUGUCAUCAUGCUGUACAUUAUUUCAUUUGGAAAAUUUAUGGUUUACCUCCAGAACGUUAUAAUAUUAUGACUGAGAAACCCGAACUGUACUUCUAUCCACUUCGUCCGGAAUUUGCUGAAUCGACAUACCUUUUAUAUAGAGCGACGAAACAUCCUUUUUAUUUACAUGUUGGCAAAGAUAUUAUGGAUGGUAUCAAUAAAUAUACUAAGGCCGAAUGUGGAUUUGCAACUAUUCAUAAUGUGAUUGAUAAAUCUAAAGAAGAUCGUAUGGAAAGCUUUUUUCUAAGUGAAACAUUGAAGUACUUAUAUUUGUUAUUCGAUGAAUCCAAUCCUGUCAAUGUGAAUGAAUAUGACUAUGUAUUCAGUACUCAAGCACAUUUAUUUCCAAUUAAACGAAUUCAAAAUUUAGUGAAAAAUCUUCAUAUGAAUCCAUUUUCUUUCCUCAAUAACUCUCAGGGUUAUGAAUUUGUGAAAAACAGCUCUUGUCCCAAUAUUAAAUUGACCACUUCUCAAUAUCCAAUGAAUGAUGAUCUUUGGAAAGCAACAGGUAUUUAUGUUAAUGCAAAAUUUGCUUCCUUACCCCAAUAUAAACUGUGA
This is a messenger RNA of Schistosoma mattheei, 693 nucleotides long. NCBI's taxonomy places the organism in Eukaryota, Metazoa, Platyhelminthes, Trematoda, Strigeidida, Schistosomatidae. The record is from the annotation of a GenBank genome assembly.